AUGCCCUCUCUUCGCCGCACCCUCUCCACCCCUUCCGUCCGCUCAUCGCCCUACUCCUACCCCUCCAGCUCCAGCUCCAGUUCCAGCUCAGCUGCGAAUGCCCACGCGACUCGUGCUGGCCCCCACCAGCCUCGCCGCUCCUCGGGUUCCGACACGAACAACCGCCGUGUCCUCGCCGAUCUCGACUGGUGGGUCGUUCAGGAUGGCCAGCGCGAGUACGUUGGGCCAUCGCCCGAGCAGGAAGAGUCCCAAGAGCACGGUGCGGCGGAGAACGCGCAGGUUCGCACUCUCGGCGCCCACGUCCCGUCCCCGCAAGGCGUCGACCCCUCAGCCCCCACCCUGAUGCCCCUCACCACUGCCGCUCACGCCCUCGGCAGCUAUGAAAGCCAGGUCCUCUCAAGCCCCUUGUGGGAUCUCUCCUUCGACGGCUCCAUUGGCACGAGCUCUCCCCAGAUGAUGUCUCCUCUCGCCGGUUUCGCCGCCCUCUCGGUGGGCCCGAGGACCCCUCUCCGCAGGUCUGCCUCCGAGUCCUCCGACUCGUCCGUCGACAGCUCCCCUGCCUUCAACUCGUCCUCCCUCCUGCCCACAUACAUGGAUGUCCUCAACGGUGCUACCCCCGCGUACCCCUCCGUCUUCGCCUCUGGCAUCGCUGCCCGUAGGCCCACCGGACGUUCGGUGCCCAUCACAUCCAGGUCUGUCAGCUACUCGGCGGUCGAGUUCCGGCUCUCCACGGCACGCGUCCACGACGACCGCUUUGAGGACAUCGUCCCCUCCCCCCCUCCGUUUUUCUCGUCGACCAUGGGCGACAGCGACAUCGACGACCUCUUCUAUGAGUGA
Epithele typhae is the source of this 837-nucleotide messenger RNA. RefSeq lists its product as uncharacterized. The coding region runs from base 1 to 837 and encodes 278 amino acids. NCBI's taxonomy places the organism in Eukaryota, Fungi, Basidiomycota, Agaricomycetes, Polyporales, Epitheliaceae. The record is from RefSeq and is a predicted model, not a curated record. The transcript is spliced from 2 exons.